Molecule: messenger RNA, 810 nt
Organism: Lodderomyces parapsilosis
Lineage: Eukaryota; Fungi; Ascomycota; Pichiomycetes; Serinales; Debaryomycetaceae
Product: carboxymethylenebutenolidase
Exons: 1
Coding region: 1-810 (269 amino acids)
Molecular function (GO): hydrolase activity
Source: RefSeq, a predicted model, not a curated record
AUGUUGAUCGAAGACUCAUUUACCGACGUCAAAACCAGUGAUGGGACUACAAUGAGAAUCUUUUUGUUUCAUCCAAAGAUUCCCAACUAUCCAAAAGUGAAAUUUCCUGGGGUAGUUGUAUACAGUGAGAUUUAUCAAGUGACACCGCCAGUUGCCAGAUUCGCUAGAGACAUUGCCGGUCAAGGAUUUAUUGUUGCUUGUCCUUCAGUCUACCACAACUUUGAAGGUCCAGAAGCUUUGGCUUAUGAUGAUGAAGGUACUGACAAGGGUAAUAGGUACAAGAUUGAAAAAGAAUUGAGCUCGUACGAUGAAGAUGCCAAGUUGACCAUUGAUUAUUUGUUGAGUUUACCUACAUGUAAUGGUAGCAUUGGAGCAACCGGUAUGUGUUUGGGAGGUCACUUGGCAUUUAGAACUGCAUUGGACCCACGUGUGAAGGCAGCAGUGUGCUUCUUUGCCACAGAUAUCCAUAUCCAUGCACUUGGCAAGGGCAAGAAUGAUGAUUCUUUGAAAAGGUGUGGUGAAAUUAAAGGAGAGUUGGUGAUGAUUUUUGGCGACAAGGAUAAUCACGUUCCUUUGGAGGGAAGAGAUUUGAUAAGAAGUGAAUUGAGACGCAAUAAUGUCCAAUUGACCUUUAUUGAAAUCAAUGAUGCUCAACAUGCUUUUGUUAGAGAUGAAAAUAGUAAAGGAAGAUAUGAUCCUGCUGUAACAAAGUUGUGCUUUGACUGGUUGUUGGAAUUAUUCAACAGGAAAUUGAAAUUGGAUUAUGGCGACCAUGACGGGAAGGAAAGAGUCAUUGAAGACGUUUGUUGA